Messenger RNA from Symbiodinium pilosum, 1032 nucleotides. Lineage: Eukaryota; Dinophyceae; Suessiales; Symbiodiniaceae. The record is from the annotation of a GenBank genome assembly.
AUGCUUGACAGUCCGGAUAGGUAUAAGAUGUUCAGGCUGAAGAAUAAGGAGUUCACCUUUGAUGUAGACCUUUCCACUCUUCCUUGUGGCCUGAAUGCAGCCUUGUACUUCGUUGAGAUGGACGAGUUUGGUGACCGCAGCGGCAACAACCCGGGCGGUGCCAAGUACGGCACUGGCUAUUGCGACGCGCAGUGCCCGCGGCACAUGAGGUUCAUCCGUGGCGAAGCCAACCUGAUAGGCUGGGAGAAGCUGCUCAAGAGAGAGAACCCGGAUGGCCAGAUCAUUGUGGGCGGACAUGAGGGUAAGUAUGGCUACUGCUGCGCUGAGCUGGACCUUCUCGAGGCCAAUCGUGAUGCCGGGGUCUUCACAUCCCACCCCUGCAACCGUGAGAGGCAAACGAUUUGCGAGGGUAAAGAUCAAUGUGGCCACAAGGGUGAGGGAAAGCUUGGGAUUUGUGACAAGGAUGGUUGCGGCUUCAGUGACUACCGCAUGGGCAACCCGCAGUUCUGGGGUGCCGGCCAGAAUUUUGCUGUGGAUACAUCAAAGCCCAUGACGGUCGUCACACAAUUCCUCACCCAUGACGGCACCGACCAUGGUGACCUCGUUGAGGUCCGCCGCUUCUACGUGCAGAACAACCAGGUGGUUCAGAACUCUGAGACCACUCUCUUGCCGAACGGCGGUGACUCUUUGACGGAUGCUAUGUGCAAUGAGCAGAACCAUGUCUUCAAGCAGAAGACGAACGGCCACAGGGAUCUGGGUGGUCUAAGGGCCAUGGGUGAGGCUAUGGAUCGUGGAAUGGUAUUGUCAAUGUCUAUUUGGGACUCUGACCUCGACCGCAUGCUGUGGCUUGAUGGCGAGAAAGCUCGCUUCGACGAGGACAUGAGCCAGCCUGGCAUCAGGCGUGGUCCUUGCCCCUUCCAUUACGGCGACCGUGAGGACAACCUGCGCCACGCUGAGCAGCAUGGCCCCAUGUCCGUCACCUUCACGAACAUCAGGUACGGCGACCUGGGUUCGACAAUCUCUUUAGUGUGA